Molecule: messenger RNA, 987 nt
Organism: Funneliformis geosporum
Lineage: Eukaryota; Fungi; Glomeromycota; Glomeromycetes; Glomerales; Glomeraceae
Source: the annotation of a GenBank genome assembly
AUGUACAAGAAGAACCCAACGUUAACAGCGCAACAAGUAUUUGAUCAAUAUAUUCGAAACCUCGUUGAUAUUACAACCAUCAAGCAAAUUGAUCCCAAUGUUGUACAACGCAUCCAUAAUCUUUGUAAAAAUAUAAUUAAAACGGAAUAUAUGAAAAUUAUUGGAGAUACUCUGAUUGAAAUCAUACGAGAAGAUGCAAAGCAAAGGAGAAGAAAAACUAGACGAGCCAGAAAAGAAUUUCAAAACGCAAGAGAGGACGAUGUUGAGAAUCGGAAAACUGCUGGGUACAUAAAUAAAUGUGAUGAUGAAAUAGAUGAUUUCUUUCAAAGCAAUCCUGAACAAAAAUCAACCAAGAAACAGCGGAAGUCAAGUGAUGAACGAGGUUCAAGCGAAGCGGACAACGAGAGAGACAAGGAUGAUGAAUCGGAUUACAUACUUUUAUCUGAGUAUGACGAUGAAUGGAUUACAUACCAAGGACAGAGUCUUCCACCGUUGUUAGUAUCAUCACAGCUCAAGGAAUUCCAAGAAUCCUACGCAAAGAUGAAUGUAGCUCAAAAGUGGUUUCUCUCAAGCGGAAAAUUUGUUGAGGACACUAUUUUUGAACAUUGUAAGGUACUGUCAAUCGAAACUUAUCUGCAUUCAUGGAUUAUUGACUUAGACGAUCAAGAAGCAGAAAUGUUAUUUAAUAAGAAAUUUGAAGAAACUAAACUGGGAAAAGCCAUGCAUGAUAUACUUGUAUGCCUGAGCAAAAAAGUCCAUUUCGAAGAAACAAAAAUAAGGAAAUUGCGAGUUGCCGGCAUGCUUCACUUGGGUCUUAAAUCGCAAGUUUUGCAAUUGAGUAGCCCUAAGUGGGAGAAGCUCCUUGAGAUACCAGCUACAAUCGAAAACAUAAAAGAUCUUAUCAGGGUUUUGGCCAGUGUAUGGAUGUUGAAGGAAGUUAUCAGAAUGGGCACGGAAUCUCCUCCACCUACAGUUGUUUUACCAUAG